AUCAUUUGGAUUCUUGCUAAUUUCACCCGUCUUGGACUUGAGUGGUGCUAUUUUUGACGUGUGUGGACCAAAUGCCCUCUUGAUGCCCUCGUACAUGCUCCUUGCAUCUCCGUUGUCUGAAACCUAUUGUAUGAGAUUGCAAAGGUCUAUCCAGUAAGUGUUGACACAGUGGCGGGCCGUCUGCUGUGAUAAUUUUUUUGCAGUGUACUAGCACAAGAUGCUUCCCUAUAGGUAAGUAGGGCUCUUCUCUUGCUCUCGAUUACGGCUAUAUAUAUAUAUAUAUAUAUGUAGUAGAUUGGUGGUUGUUUAGGGUUGCCUUAGGUGACAACGCCAAAACACUGUAGUAGUGUAAAUUGACCCUGCUCGCAGCGCCAAAAACUGUAGCCGAGUGGAUGACGUUUAGCUUACAGUUUUAUAAAUAAGAUCAAAAUCAAAAUGAAACAAUCAGGUCUUGAGGACUAUAGCUUUUUAAUUAAUGCUCUCCUAUGAUGAAAACAAGAAAAAGGACACUAUGAACUAUGGAGAAGAAGCCUAUGAAGAAAAAGAGAAAGAAAAAGGGAAAGAAAAAGGACAAUAUCUGAAAAUAAACAAAUAGUACAGGUUAACAAUGUCCUGACUAACAAAGCUAAUAAUAAACAUAUUACAUAACCACGUAAUUACACGUGGCGACAACAUAUACUUAACUAGAAAGCAUGAUAAAUGAUACGUAAGUAGUAUUGGUUCAUACACAUGGCAAAGAUAAUUAUCUUGUACUACGAAUGUUUUAACUAUAAAAGAAACCACGUGCAGUGUUUAAUUUGAAACACGUGCACAGUGUUAAUGCUACACACAGAACCAGAGUGCGAUGUGAGGGCUAACAUAAACUUUAAAGAUCUUGAAGUUAUUAUAGUAUGCCAUCCAGGUAUGGUGUCUAUGUAAGAAGCACCCAUAGCAGGACAGUACAUACAAUGGUAUAAAGUAUGACCACCGUUGGCUUGAUACUUGUAUCUGCCCAUCGCUGUGUCUUGUUAAGACAACAGCAGAUUGCAGAAUGAAUCAUUAUAUGGAAUAUGAUCCUCACACAUGCACCAUUUCCUAUGUGAGAAUUUAGCACACGGCAGGAAAGUUAUCCUAUUACACAUAUUUGACGGACACUCGCUGGUUGUAUACUGUUGUAUCAAUAGCUUAUUUUAUAAGCGCACUGCAGUAUGUGUACCCAGAACGAUAUGCAGUUGUUUGUUACGCUCACACACCCUGGUCACUGGUAUCUAAUUUAUUAAUCCUAUUAAAGAAUUUAUUUACCGGUUGUAUGUUAACCUUUAAAAUAGCCUGAGCAUAAGUCUACACGCUGUAGGUUAUUCUACACUAUAUCCUGGCUAUAAGUCUGAACAGAAAUCUUCUAAUGCUAACACUCAACAAGUUCCUACUAACCACAAAGAAAUAAAAUGGCGUAUUUGCCUCUACUUACAGAGCGUUCCAAUGGGCCGCACUGAACAAAGGCACACUGCAGGGAAGCCGACCAAUCUCGAAUGACCCCCCAAUUUAGUGUGCUCCCCCUUUUAAAGCCUUGCGCGGACAUAUGAGAGAGCUUCUCCGUCAGACUUAACCAAGUCGGUCUACGUUUUGCCUUCUGGCCAGUUUCCUGGGAUAAAAUGCCUAACUCUGGGGACUAAUCCCGAGUAAUAAUUAAAAUCUCUGACCAAAGCCCUAACGACUUAUAUGUGAUCUGUGCAGUUUUAUCUCAGCUAUCUAAGAUACUAUUUUAUAUUUUUAUUAGUUAAAUAGUUCUUGAGAUAUUUUAACUAGAAGGGGUGGGGACCACUAUAAAUGAAGGCGAAAACUCCUUUAAUGACUAAAUGUUAAAAUAUUCUCCAACGAUGGAAACUUGUAAAUAUGCUAAGGUAUAGUGAAUAAAAUCCCCUUUCUAACUAGAUAUAAUUUAUAACUUAAUACGCUAGGGUUCCCGAGAAAUAAAUUAUUGAUUUUCUAACUAAAGCGCACAUCGUGGUAUUCUAUUAUUUCCCCCCUUUGGGCAGGAGAAGCCGGCCGUAUAGAGACCGCCGGGUGGGGUGAAAGGGAUACCUGAGUUCAACAUUCCGAUCCAGUGCUAGGCGAGGUCACACCGCGCGACCUCGCGUUGGGCGCCAAACAUGGUUGUACUAAUAACGGUUGUCUCAAAAUAACGGGCUAACGGGGCAUACACUGCCACAUCCACCCCAACUUUUGAAAUCCAGCGCCCUCGCUGGCUCGACUGUAAAGGAAUCAGCAAGUACAAGACAGAGAAAUAUAUACAUUAAAAAAAUGCAGCGCCAGUGCUCAAUACAAUAAAAGCACCUUGGUGUAAUUCACUCCCUGAGUAUGACAAGUAUUUCCUUGUCACGACAUUGUACUAUCUAUAAUGAUAUGAUUGAUGAGGUUACAAGCGCGCGCACCAGGUCGACCCAAGACUUGUAGCAUGGCAGUACGUCUACCAAAAGCACUACGAUGUACAAUCGCUAAUUGUAUACUGGUGUAUACGCCUAAGUCUAUGUGAAACUUGAGGCAGUUCAGCAUGUGUUAUUAGGACUAUAUCAAUUAUAGGUGUUGGUCGACGCAUGCAUACGUGGAUCUUUAGGGGACAAGGCUCUCUGUCGCAUACCUAACAAUGGCGAUCUCACUGUAAAUGGGUACAUUAAGUGAGAUUGACAAUCAAUAAACUUUUUAAAAAAAAAACACUACUUAACUUGAUUACAAAUGAACAUGAAAAGUUUAACAUUCCAGAAGAAAAAAAUGUACUCUACGAAUGAACAAGGGUAUAAAUGCAUUGUCAGUACACAGUGGCCAGAUAGACCGGUAGGGCUACUUGUUGGCUACGGGUCGUCUCAGGUCAUCAUAGCUCCUGUUACUGGUGGGGGUAUGUUCUUGGACUGGAGGGCUGAUGUCUCUAUCAUCGGGUGACGGUGCUGGCUCGCCCAGUCGAUGCAUGUCGAUGCGACAUCUGUAGGUCGAUGCACCAGUGCGACGAUGAGUAGUCGAGUCGCUCUUCUGAUGAGUAGGGAGUUUGCCAGCCACCCAGUAGUGACAUGAAGGAUAGACGCGUGGUGGUACACCUUUCUGUACGAACGUCGCCCACGGUCGUGAUCUGCCAGGUGGUAAGGAACGGAGCGGAUACUGCGGGGCAAUUUUUGACCGCGGGCAUUGUCCAAUUCCUUGUGGUUUGCACGCCUUGUGGUUGGCUUGUUUGCGUGGCGCCCUGCAGGUGACUGGUACUGGUAGGGGCGUGGGCCACGGUUCAUAACUUAUAGGUGGCAAAGAACGAAGACUAAGGUGCCGGGUCUUGUAUAACCGCUGACACUGUCCAUGUCGAUAUGAAUGGCAUGGCUUGUUGUGGUCUUUCGUGACAUGCGUGUUGAUGACUGGCACUUGUUCUGCUUUCAACGCGGGCUCCAUUGGUCAAUCUAUAUUGUCCCUUUUCUUCUAACGUUCAAAAUUGGAUUCUGCAAAGCUAUCCUCAAAUUGAUCCUGCCGACGACGCCAAAAACUGUAGUAGAUUGGUGGUUGUUUAGGGUUGCCUUAGGUGACAACGCCAAAGCUGUAGCCGAGUGGAUGACGUAGCUUACAGUUUAAAUGAAAUCACAAUAAAACAAUCAGGUCUGAGAACUAUAGCUUUUUAAUGUAAGGUACAAUGCGUUGACAGAGCCGACAGGAAAAUCUCUCACACCUGCCAUCGACCCGACGCAUCCGUUCCACACCACAAUCUCAAAAAUGUACACACCUCAAGUCCCAGUUCGCCCCCCCUCCCCCACACACACACAGUCACAGGGAACCCGCGUCCGAGCUGACCAUGGCUCAACCCCGUAGCAGGGAUGGUUAUUCCCGCGUCUAAAUAACCUACAUAAAAUUUAAGGCCAGUACACGGCUGAGUGUUACGUUGAAUGACCAUGGAUAAUGGAUGUGUACGUGCUUGGGGUUACCCAUAGCAGUGACACUAUGAGAGUGGAUUCUCUUAUAUAGUGGCACAUUGCCACAUAUAUAUAUAUAUAUAUAUAUUGGCCUGUGUUGUUUAUGGUUGCAAAGUAUGAAAGACUUAGUAUGGGUAUUCUUGUAUGCAGUGGCGUAGCUAGGGUUGGAGUCACCCGGUGCGGUAAACUCAUGGUGUCACCCCCCCCCCACCCAAAAAAAACAACAAACAAACACAAAAAACAAAAAACAACUUCAAUGAUGGAUUUCUACUUGUUAAAACAAAUACACUGUAUAACAAUGACAGGGACAAAAUCACAUACAUCGAAGGUCAUGAGGUCAAUGUCUUUAAAUCUGCAACAACGUUAAGUUAUAGUUAUUUUUACAUUCAAUUUACUUUAUUUCAAAUUGUCCUUUCCGUGUCUUCAAAGCUGCAAACCUGUCAAUCACUUGAUCGAAAUCAAUUUCAUUCACUUUAUCAAUUAAUAGCAGAGCCGCAUCAGAAAGCCUAGAUUUUUCCAUGGUGGAUCAUAAAUAUUUUUUGAUAAGCUUAGUUUUGAUAAGCUCUGGGCGCAAAAAGCCACACACACACAUAUUGUAUGAAAAAAAUUAAAAGCUUAGCGAGAGUAUUGGAGGAGAUUCUAGGAGGUCCCAUUCAGCUAUGAAUUUAAAAACAUCAAAUACUGACCAGUCCUUGAAUUUGUGAAAUUCAAUAUCAGCUGCCUUUAGAUCUCUUCUAAGCUUUAGUAUUUCUUUUAAAAAUUCAUCUUCUAAUGAUUCAUCAUAGAAAGAGGUUAAUUUUGGAACGGAAACCAAUAACUCUUCUUCACUUGCUGCUACUAGACUCUUGUGUCAAACAGUACCAAACAUAUCUGCUACUUCCUUGGUCGCUAAUGAUCUGAUCUGGCCUUCAGAAUGAAAGCGAUCAAUACAAGCCAGGAUCUCCCUACUUUUUUCUUCUCGCAGAAAGAGUCCAGCAUCAAUUAAUUGUUCUCCUGCCAUUCGCUUCUUCAACCUUAUUCUUCUCUCUACCGAAAUUCCAUAUUGGUCUGAUUUUAAAAGUACCUUUUCAAUAGCAUGUUACACCAAGUGACGGCGCUUCACGUGGAGAAACAAUCUUUAGGCCUAUAGGUUUCUCACCACUUUGUCAAGAGUAAAGCCUUUAGUCUGCAGAUACUGCUGUGUACGAUUAACUUCCUCGAGUAGAUCAGCCCAAAGGUAAAGGUAGCAUAUACACGUGAAAUCACAGACAGCAUGUAAAAGACCGUGUGCUGUACCUUUUUGUAUCUGAAUAUUCAAGAGGAUUACACAGAGUUUCAAUCACCGCCGCACAUUCAUCAAACUCAUCUUUCACUGUUUUAACAGCAGCAUGAUGAGCUCUCCAACUCGUUAUUGACAGUCUUUUCACCGACAUCCCAGUGGUGUGUUCAAUUAGAACAUUCCAUCGAUGAGUGGAUGCAGCAAACAAGGAAAAUAUUCUUUCAAGAGUACCGAAAAAUGUAAUACAUGAAGCAUUUUCUGCAAAAGAGUGUUGACCACACAAGUUAAGUGAAUUGCCCACACAUAUAUUAAAAAUUGCAUUCUUUUAAUAUUUCUUUACAUAAUGGCCUCAGCACCUUCAUGGAUUCCAGACAUUGUGGAAGCAUUAUCGUAACCUUUAGCUCUGAAAUCAUUAUUUCUAGUCUAUAAAGUUUUAGAUUUUAAAGAAUUUCAGAGCUGAGGUCAUCAGCUUUUUCCCCUCUUAACGGGAAAAAUGCAAGAACACAUCUCUCACUUCAACUUUCCCAUUGUUGAUUUUCACAUAUCUGAUCACUUCGGACAUCUGAUCACUGUGAUAUUUCAGGUGUACUUUCGAAUAUAAUUUCAAAAUAGCUUGCAGUCUUUAAAUCCAUGAAAAGAAUCUAAUUAACAUGGUGUGCAAGGACAUUUUUAAAAUCAUUUUGGGUUUUUUGUGUAAGGUAAGAUGCGAAUGUUUUUUUUUGUAGAUGUACUCGUCUUUAGUCUCAUUUGGUGCUCUUUUAGCACUGAGUCAUAUUUAGAUAACAUGUCAACCAUUUCAAGAAAAAUUAAGUAAAGACUCAAAUUCGUUGUGGACACGAAAGGCAAGAUUUUGUUUUGCAAGAAACAAUGUGAUAUCCAGCAACCUGUGAAGGAUAUCCCUCCACUUUUUCUUCUCCCUGUCCAUCACAGCAAUACUUUCGGCAUCAAUUGUUUUGUGUAUCCUAAGUCCUGCUGCCAAUGCUUUCCACUUUUCAAGGCAACAUAGGUGCUCUUCCAAUGCCUCAUGGUUUUGUAAUUUUGGGCUCAUUUUCCACACUUAUCAAAGCCAGUAACAAAUGUGGAUUUUGUUUCUGUAACAAUAACAGCAAACAAUCUGCAGCAAAAACAAUACAAUUUCUGACUGACGAGUGAAUAAACCAUCCACGACCGCAGUAUUUUCUUGCCAUUUUGAAUCAUCCCUUAGAUCCAUUGAUUUUUUUAGCUGGCAAACACCUCCUUUAGAUUUAGCAUUUAGCCUUGUCACUACGCUGAAUAGUCCGUCCUUGUUCUGAAACGAGGUGCUUCAUAUUUCCCUAAAGGUAUAUGAGGUAUGUAUCUAGUGCAUCUUUUAAAAUGUGCCAGUUUUUGUCAUUAACCAUUACACGUACAGUAUCAUGGUUUGAAUCAACAUGAUCACCAAACCAUCCAUGUCUUUGGAUUGGUUACAUUUAUGAAAAAUUUAAGUGUGAUCGGUUAUACUUUUAUGAAUCUCGGUUGUGUGUGCUCAGAUUGCUCUGUAAAUAUGCAAUUUUUCAGUUGGGUGUCACCCCUAAAAUGGUGUCACCCGGUGCGGUCCGCACCCCCCUCGCUACGCCACUGCAUGUAUGUUGCAUAGUGUACAGUGUGUUAUGGUGAUUUAUUAUAAAUGGUUAACGCAGGUCGGUUCCGGGGAAAGGUAAGUGCCCCCCGGAGCAAAAAUAUGUCCAAUACAUCAACUGGAACUGCUGGCACUGCACCCCCGAAAAACUGCAGUGUUCCCCCGGUGGAAAAUUUCUUAAAGAAACACUGGCGACAGUGAUCUCAUUUUUUUGUUCUAGUGAUUGUACUACAAUGCUCCACCGUGCCAUGUGUGAUUGUACUACAAUGCUCCACCGUGCCAUGUGUGAUUGUACUACAAUGCUCCACCGUGCCAUGUGUGAUUGUACUACAAUGCUCCACCGUGCUAUGUGCAUUGCACAUAAUAAUAAUAUUGAAAUUAAAAAAUACCGUGAACUGACUGACCUGGAGUGUCUCAUGACCCACAAAAAUAUUACGACAAACAAACAUCACACUGGAGCAAAAUGCGAGUACAGAGAAAGUCUUUAAAAGGCAUGGUUAGCUACGACAUCCGAUGUUUGAAAUAAUCAGUAGUCAAUUAUUGGACUCUCUAGUGUAUUGAUACAUAUUAAGUUAUUAAAUAUUUAACUUGACCGCAAAUGGUUGCAAAAGUAACCCGAUGAAGAGAACACUCGCUCUGUCUUCACACUGGUCGGAGGAAUAGACCUUAGGCUAUAAUACGCAAUUUUUAUAUAUUUUCCUCUUGAACCACCAUUCUCAAAUAAAGCUAUUUCUGUUUUUACCAAUGUUUCAAAGUCUCAAUCCGUUGGUCUGGAAGUGUCUUUUGUAUUUCAAUUUUAAAUUGUCUCUUAAGCGGCAGUGUGUCUUUAAGUUCAUCAUGCUGAGAUCCAAGAUAUUUAAUUUCAUUGUUCGUAGAUAUUUAUCACGAGGAAUCCGCUGUCUGACCAAGCUUUUAAAUAUCCACGAUAUGUUUUUGCAUCUGGUCGUAAUCUGGCCUUAGAAAUACACCCAAGCAGUCACUGGAAUGUGCAGACUUGAAAUGAGAGUGAAGGCCUAAAGUUGUACCUCUAAAUGUAUUGAGUGUCUGUUACAUCGAAUGCAUUGAGCUUAGGGUGACCAAAUCAUGAAGUUGAAAAAAACUGACACUUUCAAGGACGGUUUUUUAAAUUUUUUUUUGGUGGGGGGGGGGGGGGGGGGGGGGGGGGGAAACCUCAUCCUGUACCAUCACCUCUGCCUCCCCUACACCUAUCACCUAUCUCAUCUAUCUUCUCUAUCUCAAGCACCGUGUUGAACUCUAUGAAAAUGAUUGUAAAGGGAUAACCUUUAAAACAAAACUAUCCUUUAUAUAUGUGCAUGUGAUUGUUGUAAAGGGAUAUGCCUGGCAUAACAAAAGAAAUACUUUAUGGAAUAUGUCACAGUUAAGGUAUAUUAUAAUUAUAUUGUCUGUUAUAGUGAAAUAAUACAAAAAGAGAAUUCAUUAAAGUUAUUAUAUGUGAUCCACAGGGAUUCAUCGGGGAAUAUAAAAGGGAAUCGAAAUGAUUGCAUACUUUCAGUACAGUUGUAUAGUAGAGACAAUUUGAAGCUUGUUUGAAAUGGAGUCAUGUAUGAAACGUGUGCCCCGGUCGGUUCAAAGGUUAAUAUGGUUAAGAAAGAAAUCUGUCUGUUAGACAUGAACUAUUUGGCAAUUUCGCUCACUUAGCUAGGUGGCUGAAUGGUUUAAACGUCAGACUAUUACAUAAAACUCAUUUGUUUGUGUUGAUUUGUGCUUGUGUGUUCCCCGCUCUCUCUCUCUCUCUCUCUCUCUAAAUACUUCUAUACCUGUAAUUUACUCGUACCUCCUCCUGUAUCACUUCUUUUAACUGAACUUGCUCUUGCUACACAUAAAACUCCCCUUUAUCUCUUUCUAGAUACAAAUAUAACCUAUAUAUUCAUCUAUCUCCGCUAUACCUCGUCCCGCUAUGCCUCAUCUAUCACUUCUACCUCUUCUAGCGCUUCUUCAUCUGCCUCGAGAGAGAGAGAGAGACCGGCAGGUUUCUGAACUCCUCCAUGUUAUAGCUCAAACAAUAGUUCAAUGAACUCCCCAUGCUAUAGCUCAAACAAUAGUUCAAUGAACUCCCCAUGCUAUAGCUCAAACAAUGGUUCAGACAACCCUCCCCCCCCCCCCCCAAAAAAAAAAAAAUAUAGUUCAAACAAUGGUUUGCAAGGAAAAGGGACAAUUUUGGUGCCAUCUUCUUCGCACCCCCAGGACGACCUUUCAUGGGUGACACAGUUUUUUUCGGUAACAACAACUUAGUUUAACUAAAUCUUUCACCUCUUAAUGCGUGUUCAAAGAAAUUUAACUUCCUCCUUAUUCGCCUUUAUGAUUUGUGAUAUGCGUUCACUCUCUGUAAUUUAUUCUGUGAUCCGAAAAAGUGAUUCUAAUAAAAGAAAAUAUUGUAGAAAUAAUUUUGUAUAUUAAAUUUUCUAAAAAGUGAUCAGUGUAAAUGGCGCAUAAUUUACAUCAAUAACAUAAGAAGGCUUGGUUUUGAACAUCACCAUUUAUAGAUAGCUGAAACCUUUUUUAAAAUAAAUGAUAAUAAAGGAAGGACUGAGUGCAAGCUCUGUGAAGGAAAUAGUAGAACAAGGUGUGUGGAAUCUUGAAUCGAAAGACAGGACAAUAAGAGAAUAACGUUUCGGCUAAGAGCCUUCCUCAGCAGACACGACUCACGAGGAUCAAAGUACUGAGCCUGGAGGACGAACCAGUUAACCGGGACACAGUAACCUAGCUAGGGUGUGCCACCUGGGCAGGGCUGAGAAUUUUGCUGCAUCCUGCCACGUAAAAGGACACUGACUGAAGUUGGUGGAAAAUGCCGACCGUAUAAAGAAAAUAAAAUGCCGCCUAAUUCAGAGCGCCCCCUCCGCACCCCAUUCCUUAGUCAAUGCCAGGAAAGGUUAAAGGAUGACUAUAGCCACCCUCCUACCAAAAAUGUAGGCCUAUAUCCAGUGGUGACGCCAUCAAAUUUAACAUGGCGGGUCCCUUGCAGGUCUUAAACAAAUUUGGAGGGUCCCAAAUAAAUGUAUUAAAAAUUAAAAUUUAUUUAUUAAGUAAUAUUUAUUAUAUAUAUAAUAUUAGUAACUAAUUAACAUUUACCAGGUCAUUUGCCAGAUCCCAAGUUUUUUUACCAGGUCAUGGGACCCGGCGGGACUUGGCGUAGCGUCGCCACUGCCUAUAUCUAAUCCAAUAUUUAUUUUGCAUGAAAAAUUACGAUUUGGGCGCCCUCUGAAGAUGACACCCGGAACGGGUGCUCUAUUCUCUCUACAUCCCCACCCAUUUGGCCCAGGGUCAGGAUUCCGAGACACAUGUCCUAAAAAAGUAGGAUAAAUUUAUCGCCGUCAUGUUCGAAUGAUGGUUUCUGAGCAUUGGUGCGCUUGCAAUUUGAGUGCAGUGCUGUCCGAACUGUCCGAGCGAACUGGACGUUUGCUUCCCGAAUUAUUGUUUUCUCAGGAAAAAAAAAAGAACCUUAGACACACUCCAGACAGCAGGGUCUUUAAAAAUUAUUAUACAAUUUUAUCAUAAAGCUGGCGAUCGGCAAUCCGCUACUCUUUGAAUACAACGAAUCUUUACAAUAUUAUGCCUAAACAUAAUUUUUUUGAAUAAAAAAUCCAUUAUCUAAGCAUUUAAACUCAAAUGAAAUCUUUUCAGAAACUUGUUCAGUUAUUUGAUAAUUGAAAUGUAGGGCUAAAUCACUGCAUCCGUGUGCUAGUAUAUUGAUUGUAGAUAUAGAUACUAAUAAUACAUUAAAGUAUGGAAGCAGGGGGGUGCCAAAAUGGAAAAUUAUCCUAACUUUACAAAUAAUAUAGAGGGUAUUCGCCUACAUCAUAUUCAUAUAGCCUAUCAUUAAAUUUAUUUAAGAAUUGCCGUUUUCACGUUUCGCUUUUCCUCGGCACAAUCUUGAAUAGAAGAAGUUUAAAAACUUAACACUCCAACAGUUGUAAUGUACAUAUUCACCCUCCCAAUCCACCCCUGACUAUGUUUCCCAUAAUAAUUUCUAAGGAGACAUACAUUAUAAAAUGACUAUAUGCACACACAAAAAAAUUAAAAAAAAAUAAAAAAAAAAAAUAAUAAAAAAAUAAAUAAAUAGUUGUUUAGUUUAAGUUUAACCUAUAAAAGUAUCAAGGCUUAAAUGUGUCAAUAUUUUGAAAUAGAGAGCCACAUUUUAGAAGUUCUGUUCGUGUUCAGUCGUCUUCAGGGUUCGGUUCGCAUUCAGUAACAACUAAAGAUUGGCUUCGGCGACCACACUGUGGUCGACAGCAGUUCCCCAUUUGGUUAUUUGAAAUUAAUUUUGUUUUAAAAUUUAAAUAAAAUAAAUGCAUAUUACGUUUAUUAUAAACAUACGGAUUUAUAUGGAAAUUCACAAAAAUAACAACAUAAUUUAGGUAAUACAUUUUCUUAAGCAAUCAUAGUACACCAUGAUUUUUAACUAGUUAUGUAUCAAUGUAAAUGUAUGCAUAAACGCGUGUCGCUCAAAUUGAGUGAAAAUAAGGAAACAUGCAUUUUUAUUGGGUUUUAUGUGUAUUCUUGUCAAAACGAUACGAAAUAUUUUAUUAUUAAAUAUCAACCAUUUCAACUGCACACGCUAAAACAAACAAUUUCUAUUAUGUCUUUCCUCACUUUUGAUCUACUGCGGCGCGUCGGGGUUUGUUAUUUUUUAAUCUUGUAGGUUGCAGACAGUGAGGUGGCUAGCGUUAGUGCCGCCUGGGGCGGGCCAAGAUCCCGCCUUUCCACCCAAUCAUAUCUCGCAUUAUCUAGGUGUUGUAAACUGUAAAGGGUGUGACUGAUAAACAAAUAUGCCUACGGGUAUCUAAUUUUUAUUUUGUUUUGAACGAAUUUUUGGCAGUGAAUGAAAAAUAGUCUGCCACAUAGUGUUGUUGUUUAAUUAGUCACUAAUUAAUACAAAAUAUAUCCUGUGCGCGAGGGAAAGUAGGGUAGGGAAGAGUUGGGUAUGGACGACUUAAAAAUGAUUAUUUUGUUUUACAAAAAUUUGUUUUGCAAUUGUAUUUUCUAGCUAUAAGCAUUUCUGGUAUAAGCAUUCAUGUGCCACAUUCGUAAAACAGUGUCGGUUCAAAUAAGUUUGCGAUCGAACGUUCGGAUUGGUUCGUACUCAGUGACGUUGAAGUUCGGGUUUAGUUCAGGUUCGAUCGACAGCAGAGUUCGGCUUGGUUCAUGUUGGGUCAUUAGUAGGGUUUGGUUUGAGUUUUGUCGUCAGUAGGGUUCAAGUUUUGUAUGUUCGGUUCAAUUCCCAACUCUAUUCUGAAACUAUAUCAGUGACAAUCAUGUUAAAUUUUGAACGAUUUGACAAGGGCACUGAACAGAUACUAGUGUUUUGUUUUUGUGACUGACUUAUUAAGUGCAACCAGUGCCGUGCGAAGGGACCCCCUACCCCAAAUGGGUGCCAUCUUCAGAGUGCGCACAUAUUGCCAUUUUUAAAUGCAAAACAUUAUUGUGAUUUAGAGAAGAGGGGGCUUAAAUUAAGGCUUUGCCCCGGGUGCAGCUUUUGCUUGCCACGUUCCAUAGUGCAACUUUCCAAUUUUCCCCAAGAUAAACUACUCAAGGGCACUCACCAAAAGAGAGGGGUGGAUGGAACUCUCUGGGGAGUCGUGCUGGUAAUUUUACGCUCGUAUAGACCUACUAUAUUAAUAUCCACAAAGCUAGUUUAGUUUAAUUAAAUUGGUAUUUCAUUUACAUGAACAAAUAUGCCUUUUCUCUAUUUGUCUGCUGUUAUUAAUGAUAAAAACUUCCAAUUUUUGCUAGCAAAUUUUGCCCCACUUUGUGCAUUUAAAUCAUUUUCAAAUAAUGAGAGAAGAUUUUUUCGGGGAAUGUUGUAAAAUUAGGAAUGAAAGGCAAAAUUUUAGAUGGCAUCAACCGUUUUUGAAAAUAUGAAUAAAUGAAGGGACUGCUGUUUUCUACUGUGUUCUUUUCUUUGUUGUAUUUUCAUUUCUAUUGUUGGCUGAUGAAGGCUUUAUGCCGAAACGUCCUUGUUUUUUGUCCUGUUACCUUAUUUCAAGCUUCCACAUACCUCGUUUCACCAUUUCAUUCUUUUGAAAAUAUGGUAGGUUAUUAAUAAUUCAAUUUUGAAUUGUAAGAUAACUAAUGAUAAGUCUACACAGUAACAGUAAAUUAAUUUAAAAUUCAAGUUGCCGUGACAAUAGAAGUUCGGCUUAAAAUUAAAACAAGAUAUUGAAAAUCAUAUUUUCCUGGAUAUUGAAUAUUGGACUGACGUCUUGAAAAAAUCUGGUUCAGUUAAAGUUCAGUUCAUACGUACAGACACUACAGAGCAUAGUACCUUCCUUCAUUUUUUGUACAAGGUCAAGUAGUGAAUUACGAAAAUGUAAGUUAAUCAAAAUAAUACGUGCACAUACGUGAUAGGGAUACAUACAUUGAUAAAACUGCCUUGGAACAAUUGAUUAAAUUCAUUAUUCUAAUUCUUUUGAAUGAAAUGGUUUUGAUAUGAGUUAACAGUUAAGUCCAGUUAAGUUAAGUCAACUAAAUAAUGUUUCCUCAAUAACUGUCAGUGUCAGUGUCACUCCCUUGACAGUCACAGUGUGAGUGUGAACGUUGAAUGUCAUGUCACUUGUAAUUGUAAUAGACCCACUCUAGACACUCUAGUCAUAGUGUCACUGUCAAAGGCUAAUGCCAAUGCCCUUAAACUUAAAUUAACAAUUAGUGGCCUAGCUAGGAUUGGUGCUGCCCCACUUUCACUAACUACAUGAGACAUAACGACAUAAGGCAUAAGGAUAAGAAAAAUAAGAACAAAAAAGAUGGAGUUAGCUGAAAAUGCUGACUUUCCACUGUAUAUAUAUAUAUUAUAGGUCCGAUAUAUGUGAAGAGAUAGCACUGCAUUUUUACCAAUGGCCGCCAUCUUGGUUGCAGCGACCUGUGAUUUUUUUACGGUUUCAUGAGUCGCGGCAACCAAGAUGGUGACCAUGGAAAAAUAAAAUAAUUCACGUUUUAGUAAAAUUAAGAAUAAAACUUUAAAAAUAAAGAAAAAAUGUCCUAAAUGUAUCCCUAAAUCUAACCUGAAACCUAAAUCUAUCCCUAAACCUAACCUGAAUCCUAAAUUUAUCCCUAACCUGGGUUUAUGACUAGGGGUGUGCCGGAUCCGUUUUUUCCAACCGGAUCCGGAUUUUCUUGUGCGAAAUCCGCCGGAUUCGGAUCCGGAUUCCGGAAUAAUCCGGAUUCCGGUUUCUUCCGGAUUUUGGUACUAUUGGUAGAUACUUCGGUAAGUCAAGGUGGACUACUACUUUUUGUGUAUGGGAAUUCGCAAUCGGCGCCAAAAAAUCCGAGUUUUUAAUUUUCCGAUGUGUGUGUCUAUUUAUUAUUAAAUUAGUACUUUCGAUAUAUAUUUGAGUUCCGUUCCAUUUGGAUAAGUGUCUUACGAGAGACGCCAUGUUUCUACGCGUUCGCAGCAGGUCAUGCAGCUCGCUCAACCUAAUUUCGCCAUGGGGUUGGCCACGCCCCCCUUUUUAAUGGCGGAAGUUGACGAUACUUAGGAAAUAUUAAUAUAUUAUCACUAUUUACAUCAAAAUAAUUGAUAACUUGUGUUUCAGAAUGCAUUUAAAGACAUUUAAACUGGAAUGUUUUAAUUUGAGCUUUAACAACCCGGUAGAAUCCAUAUUAUAAAUGAUCAGAAUUUACCGUGUGCAACACGUUGUCAUUGGCAACCAUUCACAGCCACUUGCAUAACUGUAUCGUAGUACUACCUCAGAGUUUCAUUCAUAAGAGUUUGCCGUGUGCAAAAACUAUUAAACCAUUGGUCAGGGAAAGCUUUAAUUAAUUAUUCAUGUGCCAAAGUUGAAAGUUUAAACUAAGUCUAAACAGUAUUUUAGUGAUAAGGCAGGGAAUGCGUUGCCUUAUAUAAACUAUAUAGUCAUUGCGCAUGACGGGAUUGGCGGAAUGAGAUCACAGAAUGUGGAGAUGCAGUCCAUGUUAAAAAAUGACAAACCAAGUCGUACUUUAAAAAUUCAUAACUUUAAAACUACAACAGCUAAAAAUAUGAUUUUGGUGUUAUAAUUCUUUAAAAAAUUACAUCUUUUCAACUAUGCCAUUGGUUUAUUUUUACAAAAAGUUUAAAUUUUCUUAUCAAAGUCCCUACACUAUUGGCCACUAUUAGCGGUGCUGACUCUAGCCUCUGGUAUGUACGGAAUAUUAAACAUUAAACAAGCUCAACGCUCGAAACAAUCGAUUAAUGUAUCGUGAUCGUGUGGAAUUCGGGAAAGAGAAUUACUUUUAUUUCAGAUUAUGAUCCGGUGAGUCACAAAAUCUGGCAAAUUCCGAAAUCCGGUUGUUCCGGAUACAUGUAAAUCCGGCGGAACCGGAUUUCACCGGAUAGUGCAAAAUCCGGCGGAACCGGAUUCCGGACCGGGGUCUGGCACACCCCUAUUUAUGACCCUAUUGGAAUCAGGGUUUUGACCCUAUCGGAACCAGGGAUUUGACCCUCUCCCUAACCUGGAUAUUGACCCUGAAAACUAGGAAAAUGAACAAAAAGAAGAAAAAAAUGGCACAAAAAAAUUAUAAAAUAAAGAAAUAAUGAAAACCCAACUUAAAUAAAGUUUCACGGAAUACACUUUUACACACUUUAUUUCAGGUUCCACCAAAAAUAAUAUCCACAAAAUGAAUAAAAUACAAGAUCUGCCAUGAAUAAGUCCAGACCUGACAAACCUUUCAAUUUUGUCGGAAAUCUCAAUUUUGUCGGAAUUAUACUGAUUUUUUACCCCACAUUCCGACCUUCCGACAACCCCUUAAAAUUCUGAUUUUUUAGAACUUAAUAAUUUUCUAACCCCCAAAGCGGUAAAAAAAAAAUCGGAUACGACAGGAAGUGUUGCAUUUGUUUUUACGAAGUGUCUUCAUGCCCGGCAACCGGACGAAUAAGUGAAUAAAUUCCAUGACCCACGUAGGUCGUGAUAAAUUCUCGAUAUAUUCGUGCGGCUAUUAUAUAUAAUCGACAAGUCACAUGACCACCCUAACAAAGUUGCGCGGGAUAUUAGUCUGUCAGCCUUGUCAUGUGUCAAUCAAUGGUACUUCAUUUCAACCAAUUCAAGAUAGUCUGGAAAUUUACACGAAAUGAAAUAUGUUCGAUUCUACAAAAGAAAUACUAGAACCAUUGCUGGUAUAUAAAAAAAACAAUUAAAAAUUUGUUUAAAAGGGGGGGGGGUUGGCCCCCCCCCCCCCCCGAUGAAUAUCUCCCGCACUAUUUGUCCGGUCGCCUGACGUCUAGACACUGCCUUGUUUUUAUCAAAGCGAACCGCGAUCUUCAAAUCAUUCUUCAAUCAUCAAUUGAUCCAACCGCAAUUCAUCCUUUUUACAAGGCUAAAAAUUAAUUCAAACUAUUUUUUGUUAAAGCGACCAAAUAUUUUCUUAAUUAAAUGAUUAAAUCUAUGGAAAGUGAUGGGUACAAAGAUAUUAAUAAAUAUAUUAUCGGACGCUUCAGUUUGAGUUAGCAAAUCGUUUUAUUUACCACCUCUUUGUAGCCAACUCCGAUCCUUUUAAUGCCAGAGUCAAAGAAAUGUUUGCAGACUUGCAGAAUGCUAGAAGAUUGUAAAGAAAAUUUACAAUGAAACAAAAGGGCAAGCAUGAAGUUGAUACUUGCUUGCACCAGUAACUAAUGUUUCCUUUAAGCUGCCCAGCCGCGCAGUAAUCUCACAGACGCCGCGCUGCAGUUUUGAGUACAGAGCAGCUAAUUUCCACUUAAGGGUGUGUUUGUGUCUGUAGGCUGUAAAAUUUGCGCACAAAACAAUUGAUGCUGUAAAAAUUUGCACACAAAUUUAUGAUUUUGCACACGAACCAACAAACCUUAGAGGGAACAUUGCAGGUAACCUUAAUCAGUUGCACUGCUAACCUUCAGUUGUACAAAAAGCUGUUGGACAAGUGCAAAAAGGCCACUAUGGAUAUGCUGGAAAACUUUACUCUUAGCAGCCUAUGUACGUAUGUAAAUAAAAUGGAUGUUCUGUACUGUAUAUCUAGACUAUAUAUAUAAACAUUUCCAGUAAUGUUUUUCUCAUGCCCCUGGGGGGGGGGGGCAGCUGCCCCAUUCCCCCCCUGCGUGCAGCCCCCUACAGAUUUUUUAUCUUGGCAGGUCUGCAAGUCGUUUCAAAAUGGCGGAACACAUAAAAAUUAAUUAGCCAACCAAUAAAAUUUUAAAAUUAUAAUAAAAUCAACCAAUAAAAAUUUAAUUAAAACGUGCCAUCAUCAUUGUUAUGUAGAUGACGUGUUUUUGUAUAAUAUCAUUCAAUUUUUCUAUAUUAAUUUUUUUUAAAUGUAUUUUUAACCAGGGCAGCAACAACAGCUGAUGUAGAGCUUAAGAAGAAACUAUGGGCUCCUCCUUUUGAUGCCAGAUUCCCAAAUCAAAAUCAGACAAGGUAACUAGCAGUUUCAAAAUAUAAUUUCUUUUAGUAACAGGAUUAUUUAGUUUUUAAAGCACGUCUAUAUUACAUCAGCAAUUAUGAUUAAAAGACAUAACAAAACUAGUUUCAGUUGUUUUUUUGUAAAUGUAGAGGUGGAAGGAUGAGGUUUAGGGUUAAGGAUUGAAGGUACAGGGGUACAGGAAAAGUUGGCUGUGUAUGAGUGAAUAAUGAAGGGUGUGGAAAAGGUUUAGGGGGGUAGAGAUUUGGGGAAGGCCAGAGGGGAAUGUGUAGUUUCUAAAGUGUGUCAGAUUUAGUUAUCAAAAAUUAUCUUUCAUCUACUAAUAGAAAUUGCUGGCAGAAUUAUGUUGACUACUUCCGUUGCCAAAAAAUCAAGGGUGAGGAUUAUGCUCCUUGUGAAUAUUUCAAGAAAGUAUACACACAUUUAUGUCCAGGAUUUUGGGUAAGCAUAAUUAUCUAUAACUGCACAUUAAAACUUAAGCACCAUCAUAAAAAAACAUGCAAUUUGAUAAUACAUAAGUUGUUUCAAUUAUCAAAUUACAUGUUUUUAUAAAUGGUGAGCUCUUUAUGUUGUUUUUCAAUAAUUAAUUGUUAUACUUUUAUGAAAAAAUCCACACAUGAAUUACUUUAAAUGAGUUAUAUCUUUUUUGGUGGCACAUAAGGCAAAAAGAUUGACAGUGACCUUAUUUUCUGUAUUGAGAUUAAUUAGGAGAGAAAAAUACUGUUAUAAAAAUGUUUAAGAUUACUUUGAAAUUAACAAAAAAGAUAAUCAGAAAUUGAACAUUAUUAAAUUUAAAAAAACAACAACGGAGUUUAUGAACUCUUAUCUGCACUAGAACCUUCCCUGUACCAUUGACCGUCAACAAAUAUGAUCUUUUUAAGUAUAAUUGUAUAUGUUGUACCUGUACUCAUUGUAGAUUUAUCAAACUAGGAUACAUGUAAAGCAAAGCUCUUCAAAACUAAAAGAAACAAACGAACAAAAAAAGUCAUAAAAUGUAUGGAAACUAAACUACACUCAAAUCAUGAUAAGAAGCAAAGCUCCUAGUAGGUGCUUACCCAAGGGUUUCAUGUAAUCUUGUUUUAAAGGCAUACCUCAUGUGGCAAAGGCAUCAAGUAAAAAAUGUAAAAUAAAAAAAAAAUCAGAUGACUUUGUUGAAAUUUAAUUUAAUAUUGACAUGAUGAUAUUUUUCAGGUUGAGCAGUGGGAUGAGCAACGAGAAAGUGGAACCUUUGCUGGAAAAAUUUAGUCAGCUAUUUGUUUUGUAGAAUUUUGGAGUUAUUGGAGAGAAAUUAUAGGAAAUUUAAUUUAACUUAAUACAUGUCUAAGUAAUAAACACUUUUUCAUGUCAACUAUAUAAUGUUAUAUUUAUUGUUUAUUUUACACUAGGGUUUGAAUUUAUACACCCCAAAAACGUAUGAUAAAAUAAUAAACUUGUCAAAACAUUUUGGUGUGGAGUUAAAAUAUUUUACUUGUAGUGUUAGCAAAUGAUACUGUGAAAUUACUCUCAACUGUAAUAGUGUAAUUGUCUUGUUGAUGGAAGGAGAGAUUAAACUAAUAUUUUUCAUUUUUAACUGACUAUACUUAAUAAAACAUGCAUCAUUUCAAAAUGAUAAAUUAUUUUUUUACUUUUUAAAAAGUGAUGUAAAUUAGAACAUUUUUAGUUUAAAAGUUUUCCCAAUUAAAAUGUGAAUUUUCAUUACUACUUCUUUUACUACCCUUCUGGGCAAUAAUUACAGGUGAUAGUGCAUCAAGCAAUUCUAAAAUUUCAAUUUAGAACAAUGCCUAGCAAUUUAAAACAUUUUAUCACAAAUUAAAAACUUAGCACUGAUAAAGAAAAUAAU
This is a messenger RNA of Lymnaea stagnalis (great pond snail), 18974 nucleotides long. The record is from the annotation of a GenBank genome assembly. Lineage: Eukaryota; Metazoa; Mollusca; Gastropoda; Lymnaeidae.